CAGCUAUGUGCUGACCAUGACAAACUCAAUGGAGAGGUUGACAAUUUAAGAAAGACAACUCCAAUAGUUUUGUGGGUGAAAGAUCUUGAGGCUCUUGAGAUGCAACUUGAUGUGCUGGAUAAAUAUGAUGCUGAAGCAGAGGAGGCAAGAAAGAAAUUAAAAGGUGAUGCAAAUGGCGAAGCUGGUUUUAAGGUUUCUAAACAAGCACCUAAAAAUCCAAGGAAGUACACUAAGAAAGCCAUAAAUGAAGAAGUAUCUGUUGAGACCAUGGGAAAACCAUCCAGUUCUGCAAUGGAAACAGGUCAGCAGGCAGAGAAUGCUGCUGAGGUAGUGAAACCCAAAGGAAGGGCAGGAUCAAGGAAGGCUCCUGCUAAAAAGCAGGAAAAACCCUCUCCAAGUUCGGAUGAGGAUGAUGAAAUAGAAUCGCUGAAGGACCGACUUAAGGCAUAUAGACUUGAUUCUUCGCCUGAGCAAUCAGCUGACAUGGAGACUGAUGUGCUUCGAGUACCAGCUGGGAGAAACGCUGCUAGGAAGAAGCCUCUAGCAGCUGUCUCAGUCAUUUCUGAUAGUGAGGACGAACCAGAUCUUGACGAUGACUUCGAUGUACAAGUGAAAGCUGUCCCAGAAACAAAAAAGAAGGGGGGGAGAAAAGCUGCUGCUGCAAAUGAUAAGGCGGCCAAACCACCUGCAGCGACGAAGAGGAGAGGGCCAGUCAGCAAGCAGUCCCAGGGAUUGGGCCAGCAGCUUCUAACUGAAAUGUUGAAGCCUGCUGAAGAAUCAGGAAUAUCUCCAGAAAAGAAAGUGAGGAAAAUGAGGGCAUCUCCAUUCAACAAGAAGAGUGGUUCUUUAUUGGGCGGAAUUGAAACAAUGCCAGCUUCUUCUACAUCUGAAAACGCCGAUGUCAUCGACGUGCCAGCAAAAGCAAGACCGCAGAGGGCAAACCGGAAGCAGACUAGGUAUGUGUUGAGUGACUCUGAGAGUGAAGAUUCUGAUUUUGAACAGGCUAGCGAAGAUUCGGACUCCGACUAGGUGGUUUGCUUGGUUUAGGGAACUUUAGACUAGGACGGGGAAACUCGAGCUCAUUUCCCCAUGAAAAUUGAUUAACUGGCUUGUCAGCAACAAAUUUUCUUGAGAGUACUCAUUUGAUGCUUCUUCGUAUA
This is a messenger RNA of Populus euphratica (Euphrates poplar), 1160 nucleotides long. RefSeq names its product DNA topoisomerase 2-like. The record is from RefSeq and is a predicted model, not a curated record. Bases 100 to 1029 code for a protein of 309 amino acids. NCBI's taxonomy places the organism in Eukaryota, Viridiplantae, Streptophyta, Magnoliopsida, Malpighiales, Salicaceae. The transcript is spliced from 6 exons.